This is a messenger RNA of Lathyrus sativus (Indian pea), 864 nucleotides long. The record is from the annotation of a GenBank genome assembly. Lineage: Eukaryota; Viridiplantae; Streptophyta; Magnoliopsida; Fabales; Fabaceae.
AUGAAAAUCAAGGGUUCUAUAUGGUUUCUUCCCCUUGUUGUGGCCACUCUUAUAGUGGCUGUAGCCGCUGGUAACUUUUACCAAGACUUUGAAAUAACAUGGGGGGAUGGUCGUGCAAAAAUCCUUGAAAAUGGGCAGAGUCUUAGCCUCUCUUUAGACAAAGCUUCUGGCUCUGGUUUUCGUUCGAAAAAUGAAUACUUGUUUGCAAAAAUUGACAUGCAGCUCAAACUUGUGCCUGGUAACUCUGCUGGCACAGUCACAACCUAUUAUCUAUCUUCUCUAGGGCCUACUCAUGAUGAAAUAGACUUUGAAUUUCUUGGUAACUUAAGUGGUGAUCCUUAUACUCUUCAUACAAACGUGUUUGCACAAGGGAAAGGGAAUAGAGAACAACAAUUCCAUUUGUGGUUUGACCCCACCAAGGACUUUCACACAUAUUCUAUUCUUUGGAAUCCUAAAAGCAUCAUAUUCUCUGUGGAUGGAACACCAAUAAGAGAAUUCAAGAAUUUAGAAUCAAAAGGGGUUGCUUUUCCAAAGAACCAACCUAUGAGGAUAUACUCCAGUCUAUGGGAUGCUGAGAAUUGGGCCACAAGAGGUGGGCUUGUGAAAACUGAUUGGGCCCAAGCCCCAUUCACUGCCACAUAUAGAAACUUCAACGCUCAAGUCUGUGUUUGGACUUCUUCAGGUUCUUCUUGUUCUUCCAACAAAUCUCCAUCAUCUUCGUCAACUCAAUCAUGGUUAAGUGAAUCAUUGGACUCAAAUGGCAUAGCCAAAGUUCAUUGGGCACAAAAGAAUUAUAUGAUUUAUAAUUAUUGCACUGAUACUAAACGUUUUCCACAAGGACCUCCUUUCGAAUGUCUUGCUUGA